UUAUUUUAACUUCCUUGAAACCAUUUUGUAUGCAUGUCCUUCUACCGCCAUGUCUAGCCAAGUUCUUCACGGUAAAUUAAAAGAAAAGCUUAUCACGGGAUAUUUGAAUAGGAGUGUAGGUGGUGGACAAAGUUUUACAAGAUGGAAAAUGCACAUUGAAGAUAUUUUAAAAACUCAACGAAAAAACUUUCCAGUUUUUGACGAUUUUGACGAACUCGAAAAAACUGGUAUGGUGGCGGUGGGAGAGUAUGACGUUCUUCUAGAUGUUUUCUCUAAGAUAGACAAACGAGCUUGCAAUUUAAUCCGCAACAUAGGUUCCAAAAUACAAUACAUUCAGCGGCAGGAGGAAAAACAUCAACAAGGCACUGCAUCCAGAAUUACAUUAAAGAUAAAAGUAGAAACAGAUUUGUCGGGUAUAUCAAAAUCGAACCCUUCUGUCCAGUCUUUAACAAAAGAAUCGGGUUUGUCUUCACAUACCACCAGUUCUGCUCAGGCUCCAAAGGAAUCGGGUUCGACUCCACAUGGAACCACUUCUGCCCAGGCUCCUAAGGAACCAGGUUCGACUCCACAUGGAACCACUUCUGCCCAGGCUCCAAUGGAAUCAGGCUCGACAUUACAUGCAACCACAUCUGCUCAGGCUCCAGUAGAAUCGAGCUCACUAUCACAUACCACCAGUUUGGCUCAGGCUCCAAAGGAAUCCAGUUCGUCAUCGCGAACAACCAGUUCUGAACAUGCUCUAAACGAAUCGAGUUCCUCGAAAAUAGGUAGUAUGGCGGAUGAAAUGUCACAAAUGAAUGAAAAUUUGUGCGACAUCCUACGAAUCAUGGUGGAUAAAAUAAGCUCCAGAAAGACUAUCAAGGGCAAAAGACAAGCUUUUCUGAAUUUAUUUGAUACGAUUAAAUCAACAAGAGCAAUGGAUGACGAUUUGAAAAAAUUAAAGCCAGUGGUAAAUCGUUUGGUUGAAAAAGCGAAAUCCUUUUGUGAAAAGUCGAAAAAAUCAGAGAAAACAUUAUUAGAAAAGAUGUUUGACUUUAUAGAAAACUUCAAGAAAAGGUAUAAAGCUGCCGUGAUAUAUGGAAUGCAUGUUGGAAGCAUUCAUUUCUACGUGGAAUACGAGGGCAAUGAUGAUUUUGAAAAGUACACGAGUGACAUUGGUCAGACUCCAGUGGCUGCUAUAUCGGACAUUGGUCAGACUCCAGUGGCUGCUAUAUCGGACUUCUUUUUAUUUUGCUACCAAACAGCUGGUUAUGAUCUAACAGCAGAAGCAAUCGUCGUCAGUUCGUCGGUUGUGAAUAAGGAUGAAGAAAUGAAAACGGGUUUUGAAGAAUUAAUGCUAGAUGAAAAGAAACAAGAAAUUCCUUCUGAAAUGGUUCUCAAAUCAACUACUUCAAUUCUGGUUCCAACCAUUCGCAGGAUCUUUCACAUAGCGUCCUUGUCAAAUGAUCAAUUCUGGGUAGGGGAUGGAAGAGGGAAGAUACUACAGGUUGAUUCAGGCGGCCAAAAAAUGACAGAAUUACAAAGCGACAUCACUGGCGGACAGUUCUCGGUAACAAAUACUGGUGAUCUGCUAUUCGUAGAUGAUACAGAUGGCAACUGGCUGAAGAAAUGGAACAAUUCAAAAACGGAAAAUUUCCUCGCUACAAGCAAUUGGAGGCCGGUCUGCUUAUACAUUUCAAACCUCAACGACAACGUGUUGGUUGCUUUGACAUAUGCUACUGAGAUGAAAGUAGUAAGAUACGAUAAAAAUGGGAAAGAAUUACAAGCCUACCAAAGUGACAACGACAGGAAACCGUUUUACAACGAUAUUUUGUAUAUCACGGAGAAUAUAAAUGGCGACAUAUGCGCGUCAGAUUGGAAAAAUGGGGUGGUUACCGUGACCAAAUCAGGAGGUUUGCAUUUUCGGUAUGAAAUUGAAAAGCCAUGCGGGAUCACUACUGAUGAUACUGGAUAUAUCAUCGUUUGCAACACCUCAAACAAGCUGCAUGUCCUGAAUAAAGAAGGUUCCCUAGUAACCAUUUUGCAAACCGACACAAAUGGCAUUCGGUCUGUUUGUCUUAGCCACAAAUCGAAUCUUUGUGUUGGUUGUCUUACUUCAAAUGUGAUCAAACUCUUUCCAUAUCCACUAAAAUGAAAUCAAAAUUGCCAUUUUGGGAUGGUUGAGAAGUAUAUCGACUCCAUGAUUGCUAAAAAAAAAGUCCAGAGAGGGAGAAAGAGAGAUGUAACGUAUUUAAUAUAUGUCAUUCAUUCAUUGAACAGCUAUCAAUUUAUGUUGAGCAAAUAAAACUCAUGAACAUAGUUAAAAAUUGAUUUAUAAAGUUAUAAAAGAAUCACCACUCCAAGCAUUCCAAAGCUGUCUAUCUUUUUUCAACACUGUGUGGGUUUUUUCCUUCUACGAGACAGCGUAGACACGGAAUAGAACGUGCAUAACCAGAUGUUUCUGCAAAUACUUGAUGUGCAGCGGAACUAGAGAAGUCAGAUUUCUCCGCAGGAUCUCAAUGUCAAUGUUUUUGUACCUAUCCAGUUCUCGGUCCAAUGAUUCGCAAGGAGAUUCGAGGAGCUACUAAUCUUGUUUUCUAAUUUCUCUUGCGAUAAGAAAAUUCUUUUCUUCCGACGGUACAACUUAUACACGAAAAGUCCUUGAAAUAUGUAAUCCUUCUCCCGUUGGCCCAAUGAUUUUUAUUAUCUCCGUUAGUGAUCGUCCUCCGGCUAUACCAAUUAUCACGUUAGUCCGUUGUUGCAUAGUUGUUAUUUAAGUGUUACAAUCGGAAUGUUCAAUAUCUAUAACUUUGGUUCCGGAUUAUAUUUUUAAUUCCGGUCCACAUAAGUUUGGUUGGCCCAUAAGCUUUGUCCCGGGCAUUCAUUUGAAUUCCAGGUCGCUUUAAUUUUUCUAUUGAAACAUUGAAUAAAUUGGUUAUGAUAAUUUCUUUUAAUUACACAUGUGACUGGGAAGUGACUUUCGGCACAUUUUGAAUACACUUCAGAAGAAAGUGGAUUGGACAUAUUUCUGGAGAAUUCAGAUUUUUUAUGGAUUAGCAGCAAUACCAUAUCUAAACACUUAGAUAUAAAAAGCAGCCACUCUAGUAAAUCGGUUAGUCAGUGAAAGGUGUGAAGUUUGUUGAUUUACAUGUAUGUUCUGUGUACACUAGUUUGAAUUAAAAGUUUGAAAAGAAA
Ostrea edulis (European flat oyster) is the source of this 3171-nucleotide messenger RNA. RefSeq lists its product as uncharacterized. The record is from RefSeq and is a predicted model, not a curated record. Lineage: Eukaryota; Metazoa; Mollusca; Bivalvia; Ostreida; Ostreidae. The coding region runs from base 50 to 2131 and encodes 693 amino acids. The transcript is spliced from 3 exons.